AUGGGUAUUCUACUCAUUUUUGUCGUCUGCUUCACUGUUUUAAAAGGCUGCCAUGCCUCUGCGAUACCAAAGGCCUCAGACCGUCCACACUGUCUGUCCACCAAGGUGGACUUCGAAGGCAUCCUCGUCACGUGCCACAUACCGAAAUCCCGAAGCAAGCCUCGUUGUGAGAUCUGCGUGCUGUUCAACGAUAUCAGCACGAACGAGGACCUGGACACACCAUCGUACAACGUCACUAAGCAAGAUGGAUACACUUCCGGGGCGUGCAGCCUGACUUACUACCCCCAGGAAGCAGGAUAUUACAGUUUCGUCAUCGAGAUAUUUCCAUUCGGGGGCAAACUCCACACAAACAAAGUUUCAGUUGUCAGCUUUCCGACGAUGUCUUUAGAAAGGCUUGCUCCUCCUGCCCUCCACUGCGGUGAUUCUGAUGUGACUCUGAACUGUACAUGGGCAUGGCUUUGGAAACCUGACCAAAUAAACGUAACCAUGGAAACGGACCGUGAUGUACAUAUGUCUAAGCUAACUCGCGUAUAUAGUCAAGGUGCUUAUUUCAUAUAUGAGAUCAUUUCAAAGCUAGAUUUUGGGUGUGAGAGUAGAAACGCUGUUAUUGAGUGUAAGGCGCACUAUCGUGUGACCGGAUAUGGACAGCGCGUGCGAAGUUUGGCCACCGAAAUCUUCGCACAAAGUCCAGGACUCGGAGUUGUGUUUAAAUCGGACCAGGGGGAGGUUAUAACGAGGGAGCAUACACUUCUCAUCGGGGGACACGCAAAAAUAACGUGCUCACAAGCUAGUGGCGUAGAGGGUCAAGCCGUGAAGCUAAACGUGACAUGCGUUGGCUCGAAUCUUAAUAUCUUGUUUAACCGGAUAUCGACGUCUCGCGUGAGCUUCCCCGUGUAUGGUAAUCAAAGCUAUCACGGGGUCAACUGCGAUUGCACGGUCCAUCUCGACCGAGAUCAAUGCGUCACAAAGAGGAUUACUGUUCGCGUUGUGACAGAGGCGUACCCAAUCGUUUUGGAAAGUCAAAGGCGGAUGAUCGAACUGAAUCCAGUUUUCCAACACGAGAACGGCUCGCAAGUUUCGGAAGUGUAUUUAGUUUCCGGAGAUACGAACUCCAGCUUUCAGUGCAACGUGUUCGUGUCGCAUCCAAUCAAAUUGCAG
Molecule: messenger RNA, 1158 nt
Organism: Lymnaea stagnalis (great pond snail)
Lineage: Eukaryota; Metazoa; Mollusca; Gastropoda; Lymnaeidae
Source: the annotation of a GenBank genome assembly